Penicillium atrosanguineum is the source of this 327-nucleotide messenger RNA. RefSeq lists its product as uncharacterized. NCBI's taxonomy places the organism in Eukaryota, Fungi, Ascomycota, Eurotiomycetes, Eurotiales, Aspergillaceae. The record is from RefSeq and is a predicted model, not a curated record. The coding region runs from base 1 to 327 and encodes 108 amino acids. The transcript has a single exon.
AUGCCACUCAAGAAUGCUCAGGAUAGCUCUGCACUGCCCGAGGCACAGGGGCUGAGGUAUAAUGAAUCCAAAAUGGCACUCUUCCAUGCACGACUGGCAUAUGAUUCCACGAUCGAUGAACGAAAGGCAUCUCAAGAUCCCAACCUUGCGUCGAUCUCCGAAGCUCAAGCCAAGAUACUCAAGCGCUGGGAUCUGCUACAGCAGGCUGAGGAGGAGCUUGCCGCGCAGGGGAAGAGCUUAUCCCCGACCGAUAAAAGACAACUGAUGCAGUAUGCGUGGCGAUUCAAGCAUCUGGAACAGACAGCGACCAAAACAACCGGAGGAUAG